CUAAGAUGGCGUCUAUAACCGAGAAAAAGAAAUUAGCCGAAUUAAGAGUAAUAGAUCUCCGUGCCGAAUUAGAUAAAAGAGGUUUAGAUAAAACUGGUGUUAAGGCUGUGCUAUAUGAACGUUUACAAAAGGCCAUUGAAGAGGCUGGUGAAGACCCUAAUGAAUUUUUGAUAGAAGUUUCUGAAAGCACACCCAAGAAACCGACAACCAAAAAAUCGCCAAGACGACCUGAUUCUGGUGACACCACAUCUGAAAAAGCCAAUGAUGAGGAGGAUGAUGAUAUAGAGGAAGAAAUGGAGGUUGGUGAUACAACUAAUGAAAAUUCUGAAGAUGUAUUGGCAGAAAAGACUACAGAAAAUGAAAGUGCAGAGACAAAUGAAGAUCCUGCUACAGAAGAGCCCACUCCUACCCCAGGCAGUCAACCAGUUAAAGAAGAAGUUGAAACUGAGGCUCCAGUAAAGGUGGAAACUGAAAGUAAAAAGGAAAUGGAAAUAACAAAUGAAAAAGAAAUGGAAACAAAAGAAAAAGAGAAUGGGGGAACAGUUGUUAAAAUUGAAAGUGUCAAAACAGAAUUAACGGUUAAAGAUGAAAAGAAAGAAGAAAUUAAGGAUAAAACAGCCAUUGUAAAAGAGGAGAAAAUGGAAACCAAUUCUACUGGAUCUGAAGCACCCAAAGUGGAUGCUGAGCCUGUGAAAAUGGAAACUGAGGAAUCUUCUGUGAAGACUGAAGACGAUAAAGCUGGUGAGGUCAAACAAUCAGAUGAAAAGGAAACCAAACUAGCUGCAGUAGAAGCUGUCAAAACCGAAGAAAGCACAGAUGCAGCCUCAAAAGUUACCACUAAUCCACCAAAAGCAGCCGUGACUAAGACAACCCCAGGUAAAACUGCAGCAAACAAGACACCUGUUGUAAAAGCUGCAGCUACAGC
This is a messenger RNA of Lottia gigantea (owl limpet), 925 nucleotides long. RefSeq lists its product as hypothetical. The transcript has 9 exons. The record is from RefSeq and is a predicted model, not a curated record. NCBI's taxonomy places the organism in Eukaryota, Metazoa, Mollusca, Gastropoda, Lottiidae. Gene Ontology annotation, molecular function: sequence-specific DNA binding. Gene Ontology annotation, biological process: regulation of transcription by RNA polymerase II; regulation of mRNA processing. Gene Ontology annotation, cellular component: nucleus. The annotation marks the transcript as partial.